Molecule: messenger RNA, 2423 nt
Organism: Haliotis rufescens (red abalone)
Lineage: Eukaryota; Metazoa; Mollusca; Gastropoda; Lepetellida; Haliotidae
Exons: 15
Coding region: 464-2146 (560 amino acids)
Molecular function (GO): zinc ion binding
Source: RefSeq, a predicted model, not a curated record
ACCAGACCGGUGUUGGAGAGAGAACACAACGGAUAAUACAAGUGCGAAUGCCGUGUACCGACAAAGUGACGCAAUAAGCUUUCCCCUGACUGGGCAAGCGAGUAGCGUUGACGCAGCCACAACGUUCUAGUGUUACCAUCCACCGCGUGACGCUGAAGCCGUGGUGCCCUUGCGCAGCUUAUCACGGGGACCGUCUCAAACAUAUUUUCGUAGGUAACUUUCCUCAAGGAAUUUAAUGAGCCCGGAAUCAGCGUCCAGCUGGGUUCGUUUUUGUGAGUACGAACAGUACUGUAAAAAUGUAUGUGCAAGUUACAUUGCCGCAGAAAAUGAAAACAGAAUUAUGCAAUAAUGAAAUUUGAGAAGCCCCCUUAUCGGAGCAGAGUGAAGCACAACGAAGUCGUUUGUUGAUUGUGAGACUGUCAUCGAACCACGCUCACCACUGAACUAAUGACUGUGUCAACAUAUGUCCACAGCUAGUUUCAAAACGAUAUCCAGCGUUGGGGACAUGGAGGUGAGAGACCUCUGGACUGACGGCGACUGUCAGUGGAACUGCUCCGGCCAUGGAGCUUGUCAGCAGGGCCAGUGUGUCUGUCUGGUUCAGUACGCUGGCACGGGCUGCGAGGAGGUAAAUCGCAAGUACUUUCUGGCGUUCGGCUCCAUCUUUACCUGUGUGUGCUGCGUCGUCACCAUCCAGUUGCUGUUGUGUAUUGUGUGCGAGUAUCAGCGGGAGAAGAAGUCGUGGCGGAGUGCGUGUGGCGUCACGGUGCAGAAGCUCUUGUAUCUUCUUGUUAUAUGUGCCUCCGCGCUCAGAGGGGCCUACUUUCUGUGUAAGUGGCGGGUGUCGGAGUACGUCGCCUCCUGUCUGUGGAGCGGUUACUUCCCCUUCCUCAUCACUGGCUUUUCUCUCAUCAUCUGCUCCUGGGCCGAGGACGUCCACGUGAACCGCAGCCAGACGCCACGGUUCCUCAGCAAGUCGGUGUUGGCGUUCGUCCUCUUCAACGUCGUGCUCUACCUGUUGUUGUGUACCGUCCUCCUCCUCACAGAGAUCGUGCCCAACGACGAGGUGAAGGACCUGCAUCUCAAGGCAUACAACGGCGCCGUAGCUGUCCUCCUCAUCAUCCUCGUCGUCAUCUUCCUCAUCUACGGCGUUGAACUUUACUUCAAGGUGCACGGGGCGUUCAUGGAGGAUGGCGUGGAGUUGGACCCCCACCAGGUGGCCAUGUCGAGACUCGGGCUCCUCUCCCAGGCCUUCCUGCAGUUCCUCAUGGGCAUCUUCCUCGUCACUGACGUCAUCACUGACCACUGGAAAAAUGUUAUGACGAUCCUGGAACUGAACUAUUACGAUCUGGUGUUCCGGGUGGUGGAGUUCGGGGUGGUCAUCUGGUUCCCCUGCGUCCUCUGGAACUACCGCAAGCCCGAGACAUUGUGGGUGUUGAAUCCUCGCCGGAUUCUGAGGACACUGGACUUGCACUCUGACGUGGGCGAGAGGACGGCCCUGUGCCCUGACCAGUACACGUCCGGCUACAGCACGUUCAAGAGGGAAGACUCGGUCGCCAGUUCUCUAGGUCAGUAUGACUGCUGGAUUUGCUACGACCCGGACCGGACGGACGCCGGACCUCUCCUGCAACCCUGUGCUUGUAGGGGAGAUGUAGCCACAGUGCAUCACAACUGUCUACACAAGUGGCUUGUUGAGAAUGCGGAACAUGAACAUACCCCAACAUGCAAAGUCUGCAAUGUGGAGUACCGGGUGCAGUACGUCAGCACGUGGCUGCCUCGAGGGAUGGGGUCUCGGCGCCUUGCCAUCCUCAUCGUGCUGUUGUUGUCGAUGCUGGGGAGCCCGGUGCUGUCCUACUUCAUCUGCCAUCUUGACACCUACAUCUACCUCAAGAUUCUCAUCACUGGAAGUACAGUCAUCUUAGAACUGUUUGCACUCAAGGUGCUGUCUGUGACACUAGUAGCCAUUGGGAACCGAGUCCGGGUGGCUUCCAUGAAAAUAAUCGGGAAGGAAAUGACGAAACCUGAUCCUGAAACCAAGCGAAGGACAACGCUUGUAAGACAAAGGGAGGUAACUCAACAACACUCGGAGGCCAGCGGGGAACUGAAGUCUCAGUGUACAGUUGAAACUCACGCAGAGGUUCAUAGAUAAAACUAUUGACGGUAUGUUUUCUGUGACGGAUCUAGGUACAUGGACCGUUUCCUUGAGAUUACCAUUGUUUGAAAUGCUGCCGUCAAGUUUCGUGACAAAUGACAUUCCCAGCACCUAUGAUUUGAAUCCCCCAAAUCCCCAAUGACUGCUUUGUUGUCAGACCCGUGAAGAUUCCGGGGUAGAAUAGGUCUUCAGCAACCCAUGCUUGCCGUAAAAGGUGACUAUGCUUGUCGUAAAAGGCGACUAACGGGAUCGGGUGGUCAGGAUCGCUGACUUG